GGGUCGCGGCUAGGUUAGGCUCCCGGGGAGGAGGAGGAAGCGCCCGGAAACUCGGUCGACGGCGGUUCCCGUCCCCAGAGCGCUCCAGGGAGGGCGGGCGAGGGCCUGUUUUCCUUCAGUCAGGAUUCGCCCUGACGCCCAGCGAACCGAUGGCCCCGCCGCCAGGACCCGGUGACUCUGCCCUGGUUGAUGAUCGUUGUCCUCCAGAACAGGGAUGGAGGAAAUACCGGCCCAGGAAGUAGCAGGAUCAGCAAUUGUCCAGUUUCAGUCUUUGGGGAGCCAGUCUGAGGGUCUGUCCCCAGAGCCUCAGUUCGCGCAGGACACCGACAUGGAGCAGGAACUCAACGGGGCUCCACCUGUUCCCCAGGUGCCUGCUCUUCCCCAUGAGGGAAGCCCAGGAGACCAGGCAGCCACGCUCCUGCCAGCCAGGUACCAGGAGUUUGUGACAUUCGAGGAUGUGGCUGUGCACCUUACUCGAGAGGAAUGGGGAUGCCUGGACCCUGUUCAGAGGAAUCUCUACAGAGAAGUGAUGUUAGAGAAUUAUGGGAACGUGGUCUCAGUGGGAUUUCCAUUUCCCAAGCCUGAUGGGAUCUCCCAGCUGGAACAAGAUCUUCAGGUCUUUGAUCUGGAAACUAAGAAUAGAGAAGUCUUAAGAGAUGACUGCUCAGAUGGAGAGACCAGAGAAGAGAACAAGCUGUUGAUUCCUAAGCAGGAAAUUUUGGAAGAAGUACAUUCAUACAAAGUGAGAGUAGGAAGACUCAAAAAGGAUAUUGCCCAAGUUCCUGGGACUAGAGAAAUGUCUAAACCUGAGGACAGAUUAGAAAGGCUUCAGGAAAUCCUAAGGAAAUUUCUCUUCCUGGAGAGAGAGUUUAGGCAAAUAACAAUCAGCAAGAAAACCUUCACCAGUGAGAACAAUGAAUGUAAUGAACCUGAAAAAAGCUUCAGUCUGGACUCUACCCUUGAUACAGAUCAGAGAGUUCUUAGAAUACAGAAUAUUGAUGACAUUGAUAAGUAUGAUAUGGGAGUAAACCAGAAUUCAGCUGCUGGUAAACAUGAACAAAUAAAUCUAAUACAGGAUGUUCAGAGUAGUGAAUAUAAGGAAAGCUUAAUGGAUCUCUCCCACCUUAGUAAAUGUGAGAGCAUUUCUGCCACUGAGAAAUCCUAUAAAUGUGAUACAUGUGAGAAAGUCUUCCAUCAGAGCUCUGCCCUUUCUAGACAUCAGAGAAUUCAUACCAGAGAGAAACCCUACAAAUGUAAAGAAUGUGAAAAAUCUUUCAGUCAGAGUUCAAGUCUUAGUCGACAUAAAAGAAUACACACUAGAGAAAAGCCCUAUAAAUGUGAACCAUCUGAUAAAUCCUGUGAAGCAUCUGAUAAAUCCUGUAGUCAGAGCUCAGACAUAACUCCACAUAAGAGGAUUCACACUAGAGCAAAAUCUUAUAAGUGUAGUAAUUGUGAAAGGGUCUUCAGUCGUAGUAUACAUCUUACUCAACAUCAGAAAAUUCACAGAGAGAUGCCCUGUAAGUGUACUAUAUGUGGCAGUGACUUCUAUAAUACCUCAUACCUUGUUGAACAUCAGAAAGUCCACUGUGAAGAGAAAGCCUAUGAAUACAAUGAUUGUGUGUUGACCUUUGUUAAACAUCAAGGAAGUCAUCUCAGAGAAAAGCCCUAUACGUGUAAUGAAUGUGGAAAAGACUUCAGAUUGAGUUCCCAUCUUAUUCAGCAUCAAAGAAUUCACACAGGAGAGAAACCGCACAAAUGUAAUGAAUGUGGAAAAGCUUUCAGUCAAACUUCAUGCCUCAUUCAGCAUCACAAAAUUCAUGGGAAAGAGAAAUCCUAUGAGUGUAAUGAUUAUGAGGAAAGUUUCAAUCAUAGCUCAGAUCUUGUUCUUCAACAAGAAGUCCUCUCUAGAGAAAAGGCCUUUGAUUGUGAUGCAUGGGAAAAGAACCUCAGUCAGAGAGCACACCUUGUUCAGCAUCCAAGAAUUCAUACCAAAGAGAAACCUUAUGAAUGUGAUGAACGUGGGAAGACCUUCAGUCAAAUUCAGGCCUCCUUCAAUAUCUGAGAGUUCAUACCAGGGAGAAAUCAUAUAUGUGGUGAAGCCUUCAGUCACAGCUCAACCUUUAUUCAUCAGAGAAUCCACACCAGAGCGAAACUGUCUGAAUGUGAUGAAUGCAGGAAAACUUCAUCAACAUCUGCAAACCCAUACCAAUGAGAAAACCUACCAAUAUAUUGAAUGUGGUAAAUGCUUCAUGCUGUUUUCAUACCUUAGUCACCAUUGGAGAAUUCAUACUGGAAUAAAAUUCUGCCACUGUAAUGAAUGUGAAAUAGCCUUCAAAGAAACUACCUUGUUCAGCAUCAAAUUCAUUCCAUGCAGAAAGCCUAUGAAUGUAAUAAACAUAUGCACAUGGGAAAAUUCAGUCAUAUUCUACCCCUCAUUCAACAUCAUUCCAUACCCAGGAGAAGCUAUUCGAGUAUAGUAAAUACGACAAAUCUUUCAGUGAGAGUUCAAGUUUUUGUUUUUUUUUUUUAAUCCUUAGAAAGUCCAGACUAGAAUCUAAUCUAAUGCAAAUGGAAAAAUUUACCAUAUUUCAGGCUUUAACUCCACAUCAAAAUACUGGAGUGAAAAUUUUAUAUAAGAUUUUAAUAUAUAGCUCUGAUCUUUUUCAUUGCAGAAGAAUAUAGUCUGAGAAGUGACUUGGUGAAUGCAGUGCUGUUUCCUCAUGGCAUUCUUUUAUUUAAUAGGUGGUGUACGUAGAUAUAUAAACUUUAUUUAUGGAACUCAUUUAAGCUAUUUUUAAAAUAUGGCCUAUAAAUAAUUUUAUUUUUCCUCAAAUUGGUUCCUGUUAUAGCUUCUCUAAGAUAUUGUUAAUACACCAAUGUACAAACAUACUAACUUCUGGAAAGUAGCUCGUUUAGCUUUUUCUGCUGUCCUCAGCCCAAGAUUUUUUCAAAACAGACUCUUAGGUCUGCUGUUUCCUGAGCAUUCUACUUCCUAUUCCUUUCCAGCCACAACACUUGGAUUCCUGUUGAUUUCUCCAUUCUCUUAGCACCUUCAAAUGAUGGUUUUCUAGUGUUAAGCUUUUCACCAGCAGGUAUACCGUCCCUACUUGAUGUUGCUGUCUUUCCUAAAGUUGAAGCAUCUUCCUUUAAAAAGAAUUGGAUUUCCACGUCCUGUCCAUCCAAGAGUUUGAAGGAUUCUAUCUCCCAUGUAUUUGGGGCAGGCAGCUAAUAAAUACUUUCAAAUGACACCCACAUUCUUAGCUGCCUUGUCUGCAUCCACGGCCCUCUAAUAAGAGAUAAGAACAUCAGGGAGCCAACAACACGCCUGGUGGUCUAGCUGCAUUCAUUCAGCGCCUAAUCUGCAUGGUGAAGUUUAGAACUAUCUUACAUACUUCUGUUGAAGGCCAGCAAAAUGCUCAGGUCUGCUUUUGAUAGAGCAAAAUAUAAAGAACCUAUACAAAAAAGUCUGAGAACUUCAUAAGGGAAUGCAACUUUUCAAAAAAGAUAUUGCUGCUCUUAGGUAAUAUCUCUAGAGAGAGUAUUUCAAGAGAGUGUCAGGUCUGUUCCUGGUAAAAUUUUAAUUACUACGCUUGCUUCUUUAUCUGUUUGAAUUUUUGCCCCCCAGUCUCCCUCAUCAAUGCAAGACAGUAUUUGAAGUGUGGGAGCUUUGUGUAUAAUUGUUUAUUCAUCAUCACGUUUUCUGUAUUAUACCAGAGUCCACAGACCAUAUAAAAGAACUUGGGUUUUUUUUAUCACAGAUGUCGGGAUGUCCAGAGUUCAGGGUCACUGUUAACACUUCGCCAAGAAUUCAUGAUUCUUUGGGUGAUGUCAAAGCAUUUUAUUAUAUUUUGUUAUAUGUUUCCAUCUUAAGCUUCAUAACAUUUUGUGAAUUAGACAAGUGUUAUUUAACAUUCUUUUUGUCAUUCCAGCAAGUGAGGCCUUUGUGAUUCAGAUGUUACAAUAUUCACUAGAGAUCCUCAACAAAUAUAUAAAAAUCUAUUGCUUAUUCUAUUAGCCUCUUAUGGCUAACCUCUAGGAUAGUUCUACGACUAUAUUUUGCCGCUUAGCCAUCAGCAAGCAUAGGAUCUUAUCAGGGCAAAGUAGAGAACUAAAUGAAUUGAUUUAAAUGUAAAAGCAAAUGAAAAUGCAUGUUACUUUCCUUGUCUAUGAAUGUGUAUCCCUUUAUGUACAGAGACCAGUGGUCACUUCUGUUAAUUAUGAAACAGAUUAAUCCCUAAAUAGCAGAAUAUGUAAAAAAUCACAUGUAUGCAAUUGGUUUAGGAAUGUGCUUUUGUACUUCCACUUGAAUAAAGGUGUGUUUGAUACUCAGAAUCUGUUUCAAAAAUAUCUAAAAGCCUCAGCCAGAAGCAUUUAAAAAUCUUGGAGUCACCUUCCUGGCUGCAACUCACUUCCUUCCAGAAACCUGCUUCACAACAAGAGUGGAUCACUCUCCUUCAUACUGAUACAAAGCUUGCUCUUCCACAGACUUCUGGAACAAAGUCUGAAUGUUUAGGGUCUUAAAGGUUUUUCGAUUGGGAUGUUGUUGGCACAUAAAUAGAUUGAGGUUUCAGAGAGCUAGGCAGAAUAAGUAAAACGUUUAAAAAAUGAGAAACCAAAAUAAUCCUCAAGGAGAAUUAACUUGUCUCUUUAAGCUUGCAAUAUUUAAUCAGUCCAGUAUGAGUUUGUGUUCUUAUUCUUUUAAUCUUGAAGACGGGAAGGAAGAGACAAAAUCUAAUAGUUAAGGUACAUCUAAUUUUAUCUGUCUUCCAUCCGUCCACCUACCUACAUGUAUGUGUAUGUGCAUUCAUAUUCCAACUUAACUGUCACAACAACUCUGCAAGGGAACUAGCUCUGUAUUCCAGAGGAACUGAGGUAUAGAGAGGUUGAAGAACCUGCUAGGGUCAGUCAGCAAAUUAAUGGCUCAAAGGCCUGACUCCCAAGCUUCCCAUCAUCAUGAUGUUGGUAUUAGACAUCCCAGAACCUGGAGAAGUUUUCUUUGGUAGCUUUUCAUUCCCUGUUACAUCCUCAGUGAUUGACUAUUAUCAUUUUGCAGUUGAUCCUGAAUGCUCCCAGAGCUGUCUGGGAUACUAGGAGACAGUACCUUUGGGGAGCUAGUCAGAGACCCUGCUCCCUGAAACAGGCUUAGAUAGUUUUGACAAUGACAGGCCACAGGUCAGAGCUCCCAAAUUCUUACCUCCUGUCAAGGUACCUCCACGCCCAUUACUAGAUUUAUAUUUACACUUCUCAGUGCCCAGAAUAUGCUUUUUAUCCUGCUAACUGGAAUUUGCUGAUUGAUGGACUUGUAUUCUUAGGUUUACUAUCACUUCUGGUUAAAUUAUAGCAGUGGAGUAAAGUGGGUAAUGGGAAAAUCAAGUUUGAUUCCUAGGUUUUUGGCUUGAGCAAAAGAGUGAAUAGAGGUAGACUAGACAGAUGGAGACCACUGGAAGACGAAGGAGCAAGGGGAGGAUUUCAGGCAAAAGAGAGCAUGUUGGAAGGGUUUCAGAUGAAGGAGUAUGGCAUCUUUGAGGUAAUUACUCUAUCUGGAGUAAUGUCUCACCCUAGGAAGUGGGAUGUAGGCAACUGAGGAAAUUUAAGAAUGAAGUUCCAAAGAGGCCCCUGAGGUAUCAUAACUGCAAAGCACAAUGGGAUUCCCACAUCUGAAAAUGUAAUCUCAACGAUUCUUUUCAUUCAUUCAGUAAUACUAUUGCCAGGUGCUAGGAUAUUCAGUAGUAGUAGCCUGUGGGUACAGUUAACAUACAGGAAUCAAACCAUUAAGCAAUGAAGACUAAAGCAGAUUAGUUACCAAAGCAAUGGCUUUGGAAUUAGACUUACCUAUGUACUUUGCUGUUUACUAGCUGUGUGACUUUGGAAAUUUUACUUAGCCUCUCUAGUUUCCUCGUCUGUACAAUGGUUAACAGUAGCAUGAAAAUUAAAUAAGAUAAUGUAAAAGGUACUGGUCAUAUAUUAAGUGCCAAAAAAAUUACUAUAAACACCAAUAUAAAAACCAGUGAACAUAUAAGUGUUUGGCAUAAAAUCGAAAAAAGGGAACUAAGGAGCAAGCAGUUAGCAGUGCAGGACUAGCAUUGUCCAGGGGAGUACCCUGGAUUUGGAGAGCUUAAAUAUGAACUUGAGAGACCAUCAGGAAUCCUAGACUGGUAGGAAUUGCCUCCCCUUAGGCACUCCUUACUGGAGUCAUCAAACUGUGACAUCUGUCCCUUUUUGCUAACAUUUGUAUCCUAAUGGUAUCACAUUUUACACUCCCUUCAAAAAUUCAAGUGCAUGGAGGAAUGAGUGUUUAAUCCCAGACUGGAAGGAUGAUUUCAAGCAGAUGGUGCACUGUACAAGUCAAAGAAAUACUGGAAUUUUUCAUUUUGCUGAUGGAUCUCAUUCACUCUUCACUUUUAGAAAAUGGUUAACCUCUUAUAUUUGUAUUCCAUCCAUGUUUAUAAAUUUACAACUUGGGCAUAA
Messenger RNA from Herpailurus yagouaroundi (jaguarundi), 6468 nucleotides. RefSeq names its product zinc finger protein 655 (gene ZNF655). Gene Ontology annotation, biological process: regulation of DNA-templated transcription. Bases 215 to 2062 code for a protein of 615 amino acids. Lineage: Eukaryota; Metazoa; Chordata; Mammalia; Carnivora; Felidae. The record is from RefSeq and is a predicted model, not a curated record. The transcript has 6 exons.